Molecule: messenger RNA, 1452 nt
Organism: Malaclemys terrapin pileata
Lineage: Eukaryota; Metazoa; Chordata; Testudines; Emydidae
Gene: DLX1
Product: distal-less homeobox 1
Exons: 3
Coding region: 133-900 (255 amino acids)
Biological process (GO): embryo development; negative regulation of transcription by RNA polymerase II; cell differentiation
Molecular function (GO): DNA-binding transcription factor activity, RNA polymerase II-specific; RNA polymerase II cis-regulatory region sequence-specific DNA binding
Source: RefSeq, a predicted model, not a curated record
CCAUUUUCUUAUGAAUGGAAAGUGAAAAGCCCUGUUCCGCUUAAAUUGCGUUCUUUCCUGUCCUGAGAAACACAACAGACCCCAAAAAGGCACGCUGAAGAGAGAACACACACACAGACCAAGCGACAAGAAAUGACCAUGACUACCAUGCCAGAGAGUCUUAAUAGCCCUGUCUCAGGGAAGGCUGUCUUUAUGGAGUUUGGGCCACCCAGCCAGCAAAUGUCUCCUUCUCCCAUGUCCCACGGACACUAUUCCAUGCACUGUUUACACUCAGCUGGCCACUCUCAGCCUGACAGCUCGUACAGCACAGCUUCGUCCUUCUCCAGACCGCUGGGCUACCCCUAUGUCAACUCGGUCAGCAGCCACUCGUCUAACCCCUACAUCAGUUCAGUGCAAUCCUACCCCAACAGCUCCAGCCUGACUCAGACCCGGUUAGAGGAGACAGGGGCCGACUCGGAGAAAAGCACUGUGGUAGAAGGAGGGGAAGUUCGCUUUAAUGGGAAAGGGAAAAAAAUCCGCAAGCCCCGGACUAUUUAUUCCAGUUUGCAGUUGCAGGCUUUGAACAGGAGAUUCCAGCAAACUCAGUACUUGGCUCUGCCCGAGAGAGCAGAGCUCGCAGCCUCGCUGGGACUCACCCAGACACAGGUGAAGAUCUGGUUCCAGAACAAGCGAUCUAAAUUCAAGAAGCUAAUGAAGCAGGGAGGGGCAGCUUUGGAAAGCAGCGCUCUGGCGAAUGGCAGGGCGCUCUCGGCCAGUUCGCCCCCAGUCCCCCCAGUGUGGAACACCACCUCGUCAUCGGGUAAGACCUCUACGGGGACCCCGGGCACUUACAUACCCAGCUACACAUCGUGGUACCCUUCAGCCCACCAAGAAGCUAUGCAGCAACCUCAGCUGAUGUGAUUACAAACCAGUUUCCCCAUUUCAAGCACUAUCGGUCCAGAAAAAUAAAUAAGUCCAAUCAAUAAACAGAGGAAAGAAAGAGAGGGGGGAAAUAAAAAGAACAAACAAUCGAGAAAGCGGUCUCUUGCCCAUAGAGCCAUUAACACUGCACCAUAGCGUGGUGCAGACAAGCACAGAUGUGAUGCGGGGCUGGUUCCCAACUGCUGACAGCUGACAGAGCAGCCAUUAGAUCAUCCGGAGAACAGCCUGGGAGCAGAGAGAAAAUCCGACCCUCAGCUUUGUGGGACAAUCAGAAAAAUAUGUUUGUAGAGGAAAAAAGCUCUCCUCUGUCCUGUCUGUCUGUCUGUGUCUAGCUGAUGAAAUGUAGGUCAUUUAUUUACUACCCCACUCCUCUUUAACAGCAAUGCGAAAACAACCUGUACUAUAGCCAGAUAUUUUUCUUUGCAUUUUUCCUGUACCCUUCACGACUCGUCUGUGUACAUUUUUAUUGUUGUUGUUAAAGGGAGAGAUGGGGAUUUAAUUUAUUGACUUAAAUUACCACUGUAAGAGUGC